Messenger RNA from Xenopus laevis (African clawed frog), 5244 nucleotides. Its product is annotated as A.superbus venom factor 1. The record is from RefSeq and is a predicted model, not a curated record. The coding region runs from base 43 to 5019 and encodes 1658 amino acids. The transcript is spliced from 41 exons. NCBI's taxonomy places the organism in Eukaryota, Metazoa, Chordata, Amphibia, Anura, Pipidae.
UAAAUACCCCAUUCAAAGUCUGCACAUUGUCCAGUCUACAGCAUGGGGUGCAGACUUCUCUCUCUGUCUUUCCUGCUCUUAAUCUCUGGAUCCUAUGCCCAAUCACAAUGCAUACUUAUCACACCCAGUUUGCUGCGUGUGGAGAGUGAGGAGACCAUUGUGAUAGAUGCUCAAGGGCAAAAUGCUGCAUUUGAAGCUGAGGUCAUCAUCCAGGACUUCCCUCAGAAGAAACUGAAUCUAGUCAGUGCCAAAGUUUCCCUGAAUAUUAACAAUGGCUUCCUUGGAACAGUCACAGUAAAGAUUUCCUCUACAGAUCUACCUAAAGAUACAAGAAACAAGCAGUAUGUGUAUGUCAGCGUGAAAUCUAAUGUAUGUGCCCUGGAGAAAGUUGUGCUGCUGUCAUUUCACAGUGGCUAUAUCUUCCUUCAGACUGACAAGACUAUCUACACCCCAGGAUCUACAGUUUUGUAUCGGAUUUACUCCAUGAACUACAAGAUGCAACCAAUUUCCAAAACACUUAUCAUCGAAUUUGUGACCCCAGAUGGAGUUAUUGUGAAGAGAGAUUCAAUCUUCCAAGAUACUAAAUCUGGCAUCAUCUCACAGUCCCACAGACUGCCAGAACUUUUGAGCCUUGGUGUCUGGACUAUCUCAGCAAAGUAUGAAGACACCCCUCAACAGAAUUACACCACCAACUUUGAGGUGAAAGAAUAUGUGCUACCCUCAAUGGAAAUCAUCCUGAAACCAGACACGAAUUACUUCUAUGCUGAUGCUGAGACUUUCGGCGUAGAUAUUCAUGCUCAGUAUCUGUAUGGGAAACCUGUGGAAGGAUAUGCAUUUGUGCUCUUUGGCAUAAGGAAGGACGAUGUCAAGAAAGGAAUCACAGAGUCACUGACGAGAGUCAGGAUUGAAGAUGGAGAAGGUCGUGCUGAGCUUAAUAGGAAAGACCUAGUGAAGUACUUUGAGAAACCAGAGGACAUGUUACAGUUCAGCUUGUAUGUGACGGUGUCUGUUUUCACAGAAACUGGUAGCGACAUGGUAGAGUCUGAGAUAGAGAAUAUCAAUAUUGUGACAUCACCAUACAAAGUCCUCUUUACCAAAACCUCCAAAUAUUUCAAGCCUGGAAUGCCUUUUGAUAUGAUGGUCUAUGUCACCAAUCCUGAUGGUUCUCCUGCUCAUCGUGUCCCUGUGGUGGCUGAGCCAGGAAAUGUUAAGGGGACCACUCAAGUAGAUGGAACCACAAGGUUGAAAAUUAACACACGCUCAGAUAUAAACCUUUUGCCCAUAACUGUGAAAACAGAUGACUCAAAAUUGCCUGCCCAGCGUCAAGCAACUGCCACCAUGACUGCUACAGCUUACCGCCCCUCAAAAGCACAUGGGAAUUACUUGCACAUCAGCAUUUCUGGGUCAGAGAUAAAACCUCAAGAAGACACUGAUGUGAACUUUAUUAUCCGGAACACUGACGCAAGUGUCCAGAGCCAAAUAAAGCAUUUUACAUAUCUGAUCAUGAGCAGGGGAAGAAUUGUAAAGGUGGGAAGGCAGCAACGGCAGCCUGGUCAGCCUCUUGUCACAAUGUCUCUAGUUGUCAGCGAGGACAUCAUACCAUCUUUCCGUAUUGUGGCAUAUUACAUUGUCGGCGCCAGUGGAGGACAUGAUGUUGUGUCCGACUCUCUUUGGGUGGAUGUGGUUGAUGACUGCAUGGGCACAUUGUCGGUGACUGGAGAUAAGGAGAGGGACAAUGCCGUACAGACCCCUGGUUCUCCAAUGAGGCUGAAGCUGAGAGCAGACCACAAGGCUUAUGUAGGAUUGGUGAUUGUCGAUAAGGGUGUCUUUGUGCUGAACAAGAAGUUUAAGAUCACACAAAAAAAGGUAUGGGAUUCAGUGGAGAAGUCAGACAUUGGCUGCACUCCUGGAAGCGGUGCAAACAGCGAGGGGGUCUUUUUCGAUGCUGGGCUUGCUCUACAGACCUCCUUUGGUAUCAAUACAGCUCAAAGAUCAGAGACUCAUUGUCAAGCCCUGGCACAACGCAAAAAACGCUCAUCUGUUGCGCUCAUUGAGAUUAAAGCCGGCAAAGCUUCAGAAUACAAGGACAAGGCAAAGAAGUGCUGCCUGGAUGGAAUGCAGGAGAACCUGAUGGGCCACAGCUGCGAACGACGUGCCCGCUACAUCUUGGAUGGGAAAGAAUGUGUGAAUGCUUUCCUGGACUGCUGCAAAUACUUUGAGAAGAAGAGGGAAGCUGAGAAGCUUAGUAAAGAUGAAGACACCCUGGGAAGAAGUGAGGAAGAUGAUGAAUACAUGCUGGAUUCCGACAUUGUGUCCAGGACGGAGUUUCCUGAGAGCUGGUUCUGGAAAGUGGAGCAAAUGGCCGAGAAGCCAGAUGUCAACGGUAUUUCGAGCAAGAGCCUAAAUGUUUUCUUGAAAGAUUCCAUCACCACCUGGGAGGUUCUAGCUGUGAGUUUAUCUGAAACUAAAGGUCUGUGUGUGGGUCAGCCCUAUGAGAUUAAGGUGAUGAAAGAUUUCUUUAUCGACCUGAAACUUCCAUAUUCUGUUGUGAGGAACGAGCAGGUGGAGAUUCGCGCCAUUCUCUACAACUACGGGAAUGACAAAAUUAAGGUGCGUGUGGAGUUGACCCACAAUCCAGAGUUUUGCAGUCUGUCCACGGCUAAGAAGAGGUACAGACAGGAGGUUUGGAUUGGAGGCCUCUCCUCCACCACUGUCCCAAUUGUCAUUGUGCCACUCACUCUUGGCCAGCAUGAAAUAGAGGUGAAGGCAUCUGUUUCAGGAGUUUUUGCAUCAGAUGGUGUCCGUAAAAAGCUGAAAGUUGUGCCUGAAGGAAUGCGCAUAGCACAAGAUCUUAAGACUAUAAUAUUAGAGCCAGAAGUAAAAGGGAAAGAUGGAGUGCAAGAAGAAAAAGUUGUAGCUCUAAAUCCCCCAAAUGUUGUUCCACGUACAGAAAUUGACACCACCAUCACCUUACAAGGUACUCCUAUUAGUCAGAUGGUGGAAGAUGCCAUUGAUGGCAACAAUAUGAAUCAUCUGAUUGUGAUGCCCUCUGGCUGUGGGGAGCAGAAUAUGGUCACGAUGACUCCGAGUGUCAUUGUCACACGCUACCUGGAUGCAACCGGGCAGUGGGAUCGAGUUGGAGUGAACAGCAGAGAUCAAGCCCUCAAAAACAUGAGACAAGGUUAUACACAACAAAUGGCUUACCGCCAACCAAACAACGCAUAUGCAAUCUACUUGACCAAACCAGCAAGUACAUGGCUCACAGGCUAUGUUGCUAAAGUCUUUGGGAUGGCUCAGGAAUUUAUUGAUAUUGAGGAUAAAGUUCUCUGUGGUGCCGUCAAAUGGCUUAUACUGGAGAGACAGAAGCCGGAUGGAUUGUUCGAGGAGAACGCACCAGUCAUCCAACAGAAUAUGGUGGGAGGAAUCACAACAGGAGCAGCAGAGGCAGAAUCUUCUCUCACAGCCUUUAUUGUUAUUGCCAUGCUAGAAUGCCAAAGGACUUGCAAUCAGCAUAUAAACAACCUUCAAGUGAGUAUUGAUAAGGCCUCAGACUACCUGGUUGGUCAAUAUCAAGGACUACAAAAACCAUACUCCAUUGCAAUCACUUCUUAUGCUCUUGCACUGGCCGGGAAGCUUCCGAACACAAAGAAACUGCUAUCUGCAUCUAACGGUAACACCCACUGGGGGGAGAUAAGGGAACGUUUUAUCUCCCUGGAAGCCACAUCAUACGCCCUCCUAACCCUCCUAAAAAUGAAAGAAUAUGAUUUAACGGGUGGGAUCGUACAUUGGAUCAAUGAGAAGAGAUACUAUGGAGCAGUUCACGGCUCCACCCAGGCAACCAUCGUGAUGUUCCAAGCUCUUGCUCAGUACCAGACAGACAUCCCAAGUGUCAAUGAGUUGAACUUAGAUGUCUCCCUUCAUCUCCCAGAGAGACAACAACCUUUAACCUAUCGUAUCAAUCUUGAAAAUGCUUUGCUGGCACGUUCUGCGGAGACCAGGUUAAACCAAGACUUUGUGGUGAAAGCCCAGGGCAAGGGGCAAGGUACAUUGAGGGUGGUGACAGUGUACCAUGCUCUUGUCACGGAGAAAGAAAGGAAGUGCCUUAACUUUGAUCUGUCUGUGAAAGUGAAGAAAGAACAAAUUGCUAGACCUUCCGAAGGAGCAAGGGCAACGGUGUCUAUCGAAGCUUGUGCUAGGCAUCUCAAGAACGUUGAUGCCACCAUGUCCAUUAUUGAUAUUUCCAUGAUGACUGGCUUUUCUCCUGAUACUGAUUCUCUAGAUAGGCUAAUGAAAGGAGUGGAUAGAUACAUCUCUAUGUAUGAAGUCAACAAAGGAGCAAAUGACAAGGGAACCCUUAUUCUCUACUUGGACAAAGUCUCCCACACAGAGGAAGAAUGUGUGAAGUUUUACGCUCACCAAUUCUUUGAAGUGGGUUUCAUCCAGCCAGCUUCUGUAUCUGUGUAUGACUAUUAUAAUCCAGAUAGUCGAUGCACUAAGUUUUACCAUGUGGAAGAAGGCAGUGCCCUGCUGGGCAGGAUUUGCCAAGGAGAUAUAUGCCGGUGUGCAGAAGAGAAUUGUUUCAUGCAGCAGCAAAUUGAGGGUAAAAUCACCGCUGAAAGUAGAAUCAACAUGGCUUGCGCUCCCGGGGUGGAUUUUGUGUACAAGGCUACUCUCACGGAGGUGCAGCCCAGCGACAACUUUGACAACUAUGUUAUGACAAUUAAGAAGGUCAUAAAGCAAGGCACGGAUGAGGAUCCUGCAGACAAGACACGUAAUUUUAUCAGCCAUAUCAAAUGCCGAAAAGCUUUAGCUAUGCAACUGAACCGAGAUUAUCUGAUCUGGGGGGUAACUGGUGACCUCUGGCUGAAACCAGAUGGAUAUUCCUACAUCAUUGGGAAGGACACAUGGAUGGAGUGGUGGCCCAAUGAGAGGGAGUGUCAACAACGUGAGAACCAGGAUCUCUGCGAUGACUUUGAUACAGUUUCUGACAACUUGGAGAUUGUUGGUUGUUCCAGCUGAGGAACCUAAAUUGCACAUCAAAAUCGUUUACUCUUCCAAAGCUUUGUGAAGUUGUGUGUUCUAAUAAAGCAUUUAUUUGCUUAACACCCCCCCUCCGGUGGGGAUCAUUCAUUGGACUUUUUCUAUUUCCCUUUAUACAUGAAGAACUGAGACAUUUCACUAUUUGCAUAUACUACAAACUAUUUGCUUAUGUGAUAUAUUAAAAUUUGACAAUAUUUCUCCCCA